AUGAAAUUAAGUAUUGCAAUUCUAAGUGCUGCAGCGUCAGCAGCAACUGCACUGCACCUUCCAGUCUCCAUUUUCUCAGAGGAGGCCGCUCUCCAGCGCCAGUUCGUCGACACCUCCAAGGGCUGGCUCAACGAGUUCUUGGGCAAUAACGGUGAAACUAUCGACAAUUUGGCUGGGUCUAGUGAAGUCACUGAUAACGCAUGGGAUAUCCUCAAGGGCGACCCUAAGAAAUUCAGCAAGUUCACAACCAUCUUAGAGAAGUUCUCUCCAACUGCAAUCGACCACAUUAAGGACGAAAAGGAUUUCACCCUCUUUGUUCCAACCAAUGACGCCAUUCCAGACCACAAGCACAAGCACAAGCACAACGACGACGACAAAAAUGCCUACUUAAACGCAGAUAUCUGGGAGGACCCAGUACCUAGCGUCUUGGGCAAGCUCUACGCCAUGGCUGAUAAGGUCGAUAUGACGCAAGAAGACGACGAGUGCAAGAGACGUCUCAAGAAAUUUAUCGAGGCUGUUGUUAUGUACCACACAGUAGCUCAGAAGCUAGAUAUCAACACUCUGCACGACUUUAGCACUAUCGAAACCAUCCUCAAAGAGCCAAAUACGUUCAACGGGGCAGGUCAAAGACUACGGGUUGAGCAGCAGUAUGUGCCACCAGCCACAGUCAUCAAUCACUAUGCAAAGAUCUCGACACAGAACAUCCAGUCUGCAAAUGCUGUCAUCCACGCCCUUGACCACGUCCUCAUCCCUCCACCAUCUGCAAUCAACGCCUUGUUCAUUUUCGCUAGAGAGUUCUCCAUCUUCACAUCAGCACUCCAGAAGGUGGGUUUGGCAGAGGAGCUUGACCUGUCAUUGGACGGUAAGACGGGCAAUGGUCAGCUUACCAUCAACGCACCACUCAACAGCGCCUUUGAGAGACUUCCACCAAAAGUUCUAGGCUUCUUCUUUUCUCCAAUGGGUAGCAGAGCUCUGAGACAUCUCCUUGAAUACCACAUUGUCCCAAACAACGCCAUCUUUGUCGACUUCCAAUCGGGUGAGCAAGCCAAGUCAGUUAAGUCCGACAACGACGACCUCUUCCACAAGAAGAUCAAGGCUAGCACCAUGCUCGAAGACGGCGGUGAGGUCGAGUAUGAUCUCAUCAAGUCGCAGACUGUGCCAUACGGCCCUUACACAUUCGAUGUCAAGUUGCAAGGCAAGAGUGUCUCAUGGCACGAUGGCAUUUCGCGCAACGCUGCUUUCCAGGUACUCGAGGAGUUGCUUAUGCCACCAAAACACGACCACAAUGGCAUCAAUGAAGCAGAUGUUGACGAUGAGUGGGCGUGGAUUCAGAGUCUCUGA
This is a messenger RNA of Wallemia ichthyophaga EXF-994, 1341 nucleotides long. RefSeq names its product Transforming growth factor-beta-induced protein ig-h3. Gene Ontology annotation, biological process: macroautophagy. NCBI's taxonomy places the organism in Eukaryota, Fungi, Basidiomycota, Wallemiomycetes, Wallemiales, Wallemiaceae. The record is from RefSeq and is a predicted model, not a curated record. The transcript is spliced from 2 exons. The coding region runs from base 1 to 1341 and encodes 446 amino acids. Gene Ontology annotation, cellular component: fungal-type vacuole membrane.